CCUUGUCAAAUAGGUGUUAUGGACUUUGAAAGCUAAGGAAACGUCAGGUAACAGAGAGAAGAAAAAGAAAUGGCAGAGAGUGCUGUGAACUUCUUAAUACAAUACUUUGGGCCUUUGCUAGUGAAUGAAGUGCAGUCGUUGAAGGGGGUCCGCGGAGAAGUCCGUGAACUCAUAAAUGAGUUUGAAAGCAUCAGAUCCGUCUUAAGGGAUGCCGAUGCAAGACAAGAUACCGAUGAAGGCCUCAAGACAUGGGUGAAACAAAUAAGAGAAGUGGCUUAUGACGUUGAGGAUGUUCUCGAUGAGUUCAUGCUCAGCCAAGCACAACAGCAGCAGGGUGCUUGGGGAUGCAUCAAUUUUCUUCAUAUACUCAUCAAGCAGUUUAUGGUGCGCCAUAAGACUGCAUCAUCGAUACGAGAUAUCAAAACCCGAGUCAGUAAGAUUAAAGAAAGAAAAGAUGCUUACUCUCUGUAUAGUAUAGCGCAAACUUCAAGCUCCAAAAAAAUGAGUGAUCAAUGGUAUGAUCCGCGACUGAAAGCUCUUUUCAUUGAGGAAGCUGAUCUUGUGGGCAUCGAUGUGCCAAGGAGUCAAUUGAUUGAAUGGUUGGUCGAUGAAGAUUCAAGACUUUCGACGAUUUCAGUGGUCGGGAUGGGUGGCCUUGGCAAGACCACUCUGGUGAAGAAAGUCUAUGAUAACCAACAGGUGAAGAAAUGUUUUGAGACAUACGCUUGGAUCACUGUCUCACAAUCGUUCAAAGCGGAGGAACUGCUUCGAACCAUGGUAAAGCAAUUCUUUAAGGAGAAGAAAGAUCCAUCUCCCCAAGGUUUAGACGUGAUGACACAGGUCGAGCUCAUACAAGUGCUACGGAGCUACUUGCAGAACAAAAGGUAUGUACUUGUUCUUGAUGAUGUGUGGGAGGCAGACGUAUGGAAUUUCAUAGGCAAUGCAUUGCCCAAUAACGAAAAUGGUAGCAGGGUAAUGAUCACUACACGCAAAGGUGAUGUCGCAUCAUCUUCUUGCAUCGGACCCUCUGAUCUCAUCUACAAUCUCCAACCUCUGCAUCCAACAGAGGCUUGGUCCCUCUUUUGCAAGAAGGCAUUCCACUCGCACAAUGAGAAUAGAUGCCCUCCUGGAUUGGAGAAGCUUUCAGAAAGCUUUGUAGAUAAAUGCGGAGGAUUACCGCUUGCACUACAAGAAAACUAG
This is a messenger RNA of Magnolia sinica, 1200 nucleotides long. Its product is annotated as disease resistance protein RPM1-like. The record is from RefSeq and is a predicted model, not a curated record. The transcript has a single exon. Gene Ontology annotation, molecular function: ADP binding. Bases 70 to 1200 code for a protein of 376 amino acids. Lineage: Eukaryota; Viridiplantae; Streptophyta; Magnoliopsida; Magnoliales; Magnoliaceae.